ACAGAUUAGCCAUGUUGGAGUUUCUUGUGUCUAAAGUUGCCAUGAUGCUUACACUGGGCAUGUUUUCCACAGGAAUGCAUACAGUACAAAAGAUAAGAAGGAAAGGCACAGGAGAUACCCCGAUACUACCAUUUUGUGCCUUUGCAACAGGUUGUUUUAUCUGGCUCAACUACGGAAUUAUUACUGCUGAUGGUACUCUAGCUUUCACUAACUUCGUUGGCACACUACUCAAUUGUAGCUACGUCUUACUGUACUAUUGGUACGCCCCAAAUAAGAAAUUAGUUUACCAAACAGUCGGACUGUUUCUUUUUCUACUCAUUGGAGUUCACAUGUACAGUGCGUGGUACCACGAAAGUCCAGAAGAGGCCAAGAACUUCCUCGGUUCUUGUGGUGUCUUGGUUACAAUAGGAACAUUCGCUUCUCCUUUAGCCCAGAUGAAACUGGUGAUAAAGACGAAGAGUGCAGAGUCCAUGUCGUUCCCCCUCUCUGUAAUGGUUUGUGCUCAGUGUAUUAUGUGGUGGUGGUACGGCUACCUCAUCGACGACUUCUUCGUUCAGAUGCCGAACGUGUUUGGAACAUUGUUGGCGAUAAUCCAGAUUUUUGUUAUCCUAAAAUAUUGGGACAACAAGCCCAAGACAGUGUCCAGUGUAAUGGACAACGUGUAAACUGUUCAGAUCAACACUACGCUAGGAGAACGAUUAAACAAUUAACGCAUAUUAUAUAGAUUUGACAAUUGACAAGGGAGGACCAUUUCUGCAGCCGGAUGUUUUGUAAUUAUUAGUUCUAGUCUGGUAGUUUAAUAAAUAUUAUUAUUUGAUUCGCUUGAAUGCAUGUUAUGCAUGCAAUGUUAUAAGGUCCAGGAAAUAAAAAUGAUCAUUGACUAUCGAAGAUUUGCAGUUGUAAAGUUGUAACCACUAUUUGUUUUGAUACGUAAAGGUAUUUCAAUUUUACUGAUAGGAAAUUAUUCUGCAUGCAUGAAUUUGUUAACUUAACGCAUUUUUCUCUUUAAAGUUUAAGCUAAAUUACUUGACUCUAUUUUUUCUAACAUUAUAAAACGUUGAUAGUAGUAUAGGUUGACAAAAAUGUUUACUUUUUUAAGAAUUUAAAUCGUGCUUUGGGCAGGAACUAAAGUUAUUGAUAUAAUUUUUUCAGUAUUUGAAAUAUGAAUUGCUGUAAAACUUCACAUAGUAUUUACUGAAGAGCAGUGCACACAUUGCGAUGAGGUUAACUUUUGUACUUUAAAAUAAUAGAUAUGCAAUGACACUAGGUUUAUUGAAUGUCACAUUUACAGCAUUAUUUUGACUUUGAUACAUUGUGCGUGUCUGUACAUUAGUAUCUUUCUGGUAUAGAUUUAAAUUUCAUUGAAUAAACGACCUUCUUAUUUGUUCGAGAAUUCUUACAAGACAUAUCAAAUGCUUUUUAUGUUUGAACAUUACAUGGAAUGAUCACCGCACUUAAUAUUGGUAUUCAACAUCUAAUUGGUAUUCAACAUCAUAUUGGUAUUCAACAUCUAAUCAUUAUAACCUAAAUAACGAUAAAAUGUAAAUGUAAUAUUCGUUGUACAAUCACUGGAACAUAAACUCAUUUUCACUACAGUUUCAAACAUGGAACUAAACUUCUACGAGAUGCACUUUGAAGCGACAGAGCAGCCCAAACUGGAGGGAAACACGGAUGCAUGCAGUUUCUCCCUCCUGUGCAUGACCAGCAACGGUGACGCAUUCUGUUCUCUUAACGACAAAGUUUACCACAUCUUAUGGAACCAUGGAGAUGAUGAUCUAGAGCGCCGGCUUUGUUUUACGCCUGGUAAAGACGGGCGCUUGCACAAGGACGAGAUAAUCCUUCUAGACGCACUGCACACCGAAGCUGGCACAAUCGUAGCCGUUGUCUAUUAUCAUGAUCACCACGGCGGACAAUACACUCUAUCAGUCUUCCAACUGGAUCUGAAUACUUUAAAACUAAAGGCUAAGCAGGAGGAGAACCUGCACAAGAAACCCAACCUGGUGAGGUUAUCACGUGACCUGUACAGUUCCCACAUCUCAGUAUUUGCUACCUACUACAGUGACCCGUGUGUACAGGUGUUUCAGUACACUAACUCGGGGUUUAUCAGCAAGGUAGAGGACAUCAAGGUCAAGGAGCACUAUCCAGGGUUGUUCAAGUGUAUGUUCCGACCAGCACCGGACAAGCGAACAAUAUCACGUGAGGACCAUCACUCUAUGGGACCAGAAAAACGAGCAGUUCAGGAGUAUAUCUUGUGUAUAGACGUCCUGUUAGAAGGAGAUAUGCAAUAUCUAGCCUACGGCACGGUUGAUGGCAACAUUCACGUGCAAGUAUCAAGUUCACAUCAUGGUGUUGCCUGGCAAGCUAUGUAUGAUUGGGAGGGCCCUAUAUCGGCUAUCAGGAUUUUCAAAGUCAAAGGUUAUGUGUGCCUUGUUGGAGCUUGUAUGGUAGAGCAAGUCAUUCUUAUCACUGAUAUAAAUCACACUAAUAAACUACAUAAUAGGAUUGUUCUUCCGGAAUCUAAUCUAUUCGAUAGUGUUACGUGUCUUAGCAUCAUGGAUAUUGAUUACGAUGGUGAUAGUGAGAUACUUGUAGGCACAUAUGGGAGAAUAUUCCUGGUGUACAAACUGCAUCUAUCUGAGGGAAAUCUGGUGCCGUACAUCGUAUAUAGGAGACACUACAAUAGCCCAAUUUAUGGUAUUUGUCAUUCAGAUAUAACAGACGAUGGUAUUCAUGAGAUUAUCGUACUGACUUUCAAUGGAAUUCACGUUCUCCAGAGGUGUUUGAGAUCUGCUCAGCAGUAUAUUCAGAAGCUGAUUGAUAGUUCAGGGUCAACUCAGAUCAAAUGUCCUUUUCAAAGUGAACAUUUUUCUGAUAAUUAUGCUAGUACUCCAGAAUACUGAUUUGUUUUUGAUUUUCUUAAUUUUUGUGCUGUCGAUGAUUUUUACCCAAUUAUACAAUUAUGUAUCAUGUUUAUAAUCUAUUUCUUAUAAUGAUCAGAAAAUUUACUGAAUUACAA
Molecule: messenger RNA, 3016 nt
Organism: Bolinopsis microptera
Lineage: Eukaryota; Metazoa; Ctenophora; Tentaculata; Lobata; Bolinopsidae
Product: sugar transporter SWEET1-like
Exons: 6
Coding region: 12-665 (217 amino acids)
Biological process (GO): carbohydrate transport
Cellular component (GO): membrane
Molecular function (GO): sugar transmembrane transporter activity
Source: RefSeq, a predicted model, not a curated record